AUGUUUUCAGAGCGCAGCACAGUUUUAAUCGCUAAUUUGAGUUCAAGCUGCCUACAAAGGGUGAAACCUUCCCCGCCGGUCUGUCCGUGUUAUCUCCUCAGAACACACGAUGCCACCCAAAAAGAAAGGCUCGAGUAAGAAGCCUCCAAAGGUGAAGACGCCCCCCCUGAUAGACGGCCUCACCAAGGACGAGAUGAGCAAGGAGCAGCUGGAGGAGCACAUCGUCCGCCUGCGAGAGGAGCUGGAUCGAGAACAGGAGGAGAGGAACUACUUUCAGCUGGAGAGGGACAAGAUCCAUACGUUUGGGGGGAUCAAAGAGAGACAGGUGGAGGUGGCCGUUGCUGAGCAGAGGAACUCAGAGAAGGAGAUAGAGGAGGGCGCGAGGCAACACCAAGUGGAGAUCAAGGUGAACAAGCAGAAAAUGAAACACCUCCUGUGUGAACAUCAGAACACCAUUUCUGAGUUAAAGGCCGACGCUUUAGUCUCCACGGACGCCGUGCACGCAGAUCAAGAACGAGUGGAGGCGGAGCUGCACGAGGCGAUGAGUGACAUCAUGGUGGACACGCAGGAGCUCGACAUCACCGACCUGGUGAAGGAGCUCCAGCUGAAACACGAUGAAGAAAUGAACCAAACAAAGAGCCGCUGUGAGAAGAAACUGAAGGACGCUGAAGCUAAGUAUGAUAAAAACAUGGAGCUGCAUCUUCAAGAGCUGGACAACCUGAUGAAGAAAGAAGUGACCGAGCGAGAAGAUCACUGGAACCGCUACAGCUCCAACCUCGCAGAAGACCACAGAGAAGCUGUCGGCAAGAUGAAUUCUCUCAUCAACACGUUGGUUGUUGACGUCACAAUCAAGACAGAAAAAGAAGAAAUGAAGGACGAGAUAAAGGUGAGGGAGAAGGACCUGCUCCAUGUUCUGCAGGAUAACAAACAUCUCAACGAGUGUCUCUCCAAAGCCAACGAGGAGGAGACCCCCAUCAAAAAGAAAAUGGUCUUCCCUGUGAAAAAGAACGACUCAGAGAAGCUCCGACUGAAGGAGCUGAGCGACCUGAAAGAGGAUCACGAGGAGCUGAAACAGAUAUUCAGCAAACUUCAGAUGGAGAGAGACGAGCUGUACAAGACACAGUAUAUACGGGACGUGCAGCAGAAGGGCGGUUUGAAAGACGAGCAGCUGGAGAAUGUUCUGAAGGGCCUGACGGACGUUCUGGAGAAGACUCAGGCUCAGAUCGACUCGGUGCUCUCGGCCUCUAACGUGGACCAAACGGCCCUGAGAGGAGUCAUGGACCAAGUUGAGGAAAACCUCGACCGCAGUAAGAAUUCCCUCGAGGACUUGCGUCAUGAAAGAGCUCUGAUUUCUAAGGCCUGUACGGAUUUACUGCUGCACAACGAAGCCAAGCAAAGAGGUGUGGGCGUGUCCAUCCAGGUGCUCUGAAGAACCCUCUGGAAACAGUCUGAAAUGAAAACACUGAAUCAAAGAACUGAAUCAUUCACACUCACCUUCAUAAACACAUCAGAGUUUUUCAUUCUCCUAUUCUCAUUUAAUACAAAUGUGGAGCUGCAGUUCCUCAAAUCUCCACUAGAGGCUGGGUCCAAAAGUGAGUCAGUCCCUGCUCAUCCCAUCACAAAAGUUGAAUGAAUACAUUACUGUGCAGCACCUGUGAAACAUGGAGGGAGUUCCUCUUUCAUACUCUGGGCUCACACUGCCCUCUAGAGGCAGAAAUGAGAAACUACAGAGUCAGAGAAGUUCAGAAAGGUUCUCCUGCUGACUCAAACAGUGAAACACAUAAAAAACAUUAAAACAUUUUAUUUAAAACUGAAAGUACUUCAGCCGGUGUGAACGCUGCACUCUGUCUCUAACGAUCCUCCAGAGAGAUUAUUUACAUGUGUGUGUCUGUAUAUCAUUUAGGAUUUAGAUUUAAAAAACACAGAUAUGAAUGUGAUUUUAAAGAAGCAUGACUAAAUGUUUGGUUAUCACUUCUAUCUGAACCACUUCUCGCUCCCGCUUCCAUCACUGAAGCUUCAGUGUCCACCACAUGACAACCUGUGUGAGCAUCGAUUCUAGAGAGGAGGGGGGAACAGCUCUUUAUCAUGUUUAGAAUCUGAACUGCAGUACCGGUUUUAAACACUAGGUGUCAGAGUUACAGACUGCUCCUUUGAAGAAGAUCAAAUGCAAAAAUCCCAGAAUGAAAAAGAACUUGA
Messenger RNA from Labrus bergylta (ballan wrasse), 2196 nucleotides. Its product is annotated as dynein regulatory complex subunit 4-like. The record is from RefSeq and is a predicted model, not a curated record. Gene Ontology annotation, cellular component: motile cilium; Golgi apparatus; microtubule. Lineage: Eukaryota; Metazoa; Chordata; Actinopteri; Labriformes; Labridae. Gene Ontology annotation, molecular function: microtubule binding; small GTPase binding. Gene Ontology annotation, biological process: flagellated sperm motility.